Molecule: messenger RNA, 1641 nt
Organism: Alnus glutinosa
Lineage: Eukaryota; Viridiplantae; Streptophyta; Magnoliopsida; Fagales; Betulaceae
Product: glycosyltransferase BC10-like
Exons: 2
Coding region: 336-1529 (397 amino acids)
Cellular component (GO): membrane
Molecular function (GO): glycosyltransferase activity
Source: RefSeq, a predicted model, not a curated record
UCUCUCUCUCUCUCUCUCCACUCUUUUGAUUCUUUGAACAGCUAGCUUGCGGUUCCUCAGUUGAAUUUAUAAAUUUCUGGGUUUUUCUUCUUUAAGUUGUUUGUGUUUCAGAUUUUUUUCAUUGAUUCGAUUUUGUUACAAUCACUGCAUAUUCUUUAGUUUAUGAUCAUAGAUUUCAUCACUAAUUUUCUCUUAAUAUAUAUUAAAGAAAGAAGCUAAUAGAGAUAGUACCUAUCAAACUCAUUAUUUUUUUAAUAUUUCUUGUCUUCAAAGAAAAGAACCCUUUUGCAUAGAAUAAAAAAGGACUUGAAAACUUCGUUAGUUUCUCUUCCAACAUGAAGGCUCCAAACCAAAACAGAUCAAUACCCUCAGUUUCCAAGCUCUUUAAUCUCCAGUUAAACCUACACAAUAUCCUUUCUUAUUUCUUCCUCUUUGCCUUUGGCUUAACCUUUGGGGUAAUACUUAGUUUCUACCUCAAAGACUUCUCCUUCAGUCUGCAAUUCACCCAGUUCUCGUUUUCUGCUAAUUCACGAUCGCCACCAUCAUCGGAAUUGCUAGGGAUAGGACCAAAUUUGAAGGCCGGAAAUGGUCACAUAGGCUUGACAGAGUACCUGAAGCCGCCUCAAGCUAUGCAUGACAUGGAUGAAGAGGAGCUGCUAUGGAGAGCUUCAAUGGUUUCCCGGAUUCCCAAGUAUCCGUUUGAUCGAGUUCCCAAGGUUGCUUUCAUGUUCUUGACAAAGGGGCCCGUGUUGAUGGCUCCUCUGUGGGAGAAAUUCUUCAAGGGGCAUCAAGGGUUGUACUCAAUUUACGUGCACUCAAAUCCAUCUUAUAAUGAGUCGGAGCCGGAAAGUCCAGUAUUUCACGGCAGAAGAAUUCCUAGUCAGGAAGUUGAAUGGGGUAAGGUGAACAUGAUUGAGGCUGAGCGCCGGCUACUUGCCAAUGCCCUUCUUGAUAUCUCCAACCAGCGUUUCGUUCUUCUCUCCGAAUCCUGCAUUCCUCUCUUCAACUUCUCCACCAUUUAUUCUUACCUCAUCAACUCCACCCAAAAUUAUGUAAUGUCCUUCGAUGAGCCCGGCGCUGUAGGACGUGGGCGUUACAAUUCCCACAUGUACCCGGGGAUCACGCUCCGGCAAUGGAGGAAGGGGUCCCAGUGGUUCGAGAUGGAUCGAGAGCUCGCCGUUGAAGUCGUCUCCGAUCAAAAGUACUUCCCGUUGUUUCAGAAGCAUUGCCACGGCUCGUGUUAUGCCGAUGAACAUUACUUGCCGACAUUUGUGACCAUCAAGUUCUGGGAGAGGAAUUCGAAUAGGAGUCUGACUUGGGUUGACUGGUCAAAGGGUGGGCCACACCCGGCUAAGUUUUUGAGAACGGAUGUGACCGUUGAGGCUUUGAAGAGGUUGAGGAGUGGGAGCAAGUGCGAGUACAGAGGAAAUACCACAAAUGUUUGCUUCUUGUUCGCCAGGAAGUUCACGCCUGCUGCUUUGGAAAGGCUCUUGAGGUUUGCACCAAAGCUCAUGCAAUUCAACAAGUAGGUUUAGAAAAACACUCUCUCUCUCUCUCUCUCUCUCUCUCUCUCUCUAUAUAUAUAUAUAUAUAUAUACCAUUCGUUAUUCAAUUGUAAUAAAUCUUAAUCUUGUUUAUUUC